AAAAUAAAGGAAGGGUGAGCCGCAAAGAUGACUGCCAUUGACCCACAUCUACAAUAUACCAACUCGUACACUAUAACGGAAGAAGACUACAUGCAUCAGGAAGAAGACUGGGAUAGGGACCUACUCCUAGACCCUGCAUGGGAGAAACAACAAAGAAAGACCUUCACAGCCUGGUGCAACUCUCACCUUAGGAAAGCUGGUACACAAAUUGAGAACAUUGAGGAAGAUUUCAGAAAUGGCCUGAAGCUGAUGCUGCUGCUUGAGGUUAUCUCUGGGGAGAGACUGCCUAAACCAGACAAAGGAAAAAUGCGCUUCCACAAGAUCGCAAAUGUGAACAAGGCUCUUGACUUCAUUGCAAGCAAAGGGGUGAAACUGGUUUCUAUUGGUGCAGAGGAAAUUGUUGAUGGAAAUUUGAAGAUGACCUUGGGUAUGAUUUGGACUAUUAUUCUGCGUUUUGCUAUUCAGGACAUUUCCGUUGAAGAAACAUCGGCUAAGGAAGGAUUGCUCCUCUGGUGUCAAAGGAAGACCGCUCCCUACAGGAAUGUCAACGUGCAGAACUUCCACAUCAGCUGGAAGGAUGGCCUUGCACUGUGCGCUCUCAUCCAUAGACACAGGCCUGACCUCAUUGACUACUCCAAACUGAGAAAGGAUGACCCCAUUGGUAACCUGAACACCGCCUUUGAGGUCGCAGAAAAGUUCCUGGAUAUUCCGAAAAUGUUGGACGCAGAAGAUAUUGUGAAUACACCCAAGCCAGAUGAGAAGGCUAUCAUGACAUACGUGUCCUGCUUCUACCAUGCAUUUGCUGGAGCUGAACAGGCUGAGACUGCAGCAAAUAGGAUCUGUAAGGUUCUUGCAGUGAACCAGGAAAAUGAAAAGUUGAUGGAAGAAUAUGAAAAGUUAGCAAGUGAGCUCCUGGAAUGGAUCCGCCGCACUAUCCCAUGGCUUGAAAACAGAACCCCGGAAAAAUCAAUGGGCGCCAUGCAAAAGAAACUGGAGGACUUCAGAGAUUACAGAAGAGUUCACAAGCCACCCCGGGUGCAGGAGAAGUGCCAGCUGGAAAUAAACUUUAACACUCUGCAAACCAAGCUGAGGCUCAGCAACCGCCCUGCUUUCAUGCCAUCCGAGGGCAAGAUGGUUUCUGAUAUUGCCAAUGCCUGGAAAGGUCUGGAGCAAGUAGAGAAGGGUUAUGAAGAGUGGCUUCUACUAGAAAUCAGGAGAUUGGAGAGAUUGGAGCAUCUGGCCGAAAAGUUUAGACAGAAGGCCACUCUACACGAGUCCUGGACCAGAGGUAAGGAAGAACUGCUGUCUCAGAGAGAUUACGAAUCAGCUUCUCUCAUGGAAAUCAGAGCCCUUGUGCGCAAACAUGAGGCUUUUGAGAGUGACCUGGCUGCCCACCAGGACCGUGUGGAGCAGAUUGCAGCCAUUGCUCAGGAGCUGAAUGAGCUUGACUACCAUGAUGCUGCCGCUGUCAAUAGCCGCUGCCAGGGAAUCUGCGACCAGUGGGACACUCUUGGUACUCUCACGCAAAAGAGGAGAGAUGCUCUUGAGCGUGUAGAGAAGCUCUUGGAAACCAUUGAUCAGCUGUAUCUGGAGUUUGCCAAGAGAGCGGCUCCAUUUAACAACUGGAUGGAUGGCGCUUCAGAAGAUCUGCAGGAUAUGUUCAUUGUACACAGUAUCGAAGAGAUUCAGAGCCUCAUUACAGCACAUGAACAGUUCAAGGCCACUCUUCCUGAGGCUGACAAGGAAAAAAUUUCAAUUUUGGGCAUCCAGGCUGAAAUUCAGAAAAUUGCUCAGACUUACGGAAUUAAGUUAUCUGGAAUUAACCCAUACACCGUCCUAACCCACCUUGAUAUUGCCAAUAAGUGGGAGUCGGUGAAACAACUGGUUCCCCACAGAGACCAAAUCCUGCAGGAGGAGCUUGCCCGUCAACAGGCUAAUGAACGCCUGCGUCGUCAAUUUGCAGCACAAGCCAAUGUCAUUGGGCCCUGGAUCCAGACCAAGAUAGAGGAGAUUGGUCGCAUAUCUGUGGACAUUAGCAGUUCUCUGGAAGACCAGAUGAACCACCUUAAGCAAUAUGAACAGAAUAUUAUCUCCUACAAGACCAACAUUGAUAAACUUGAGGGAGAUCAUCAACUCAUCCAAGAGUCUCUGAUCUUUGACAACAAACACACCAACUACAGUAUGGAGCACAUUCGUGUGGGAUGGGAGCAACUCCUCACUACAAUUGCUAGGACCAUCAAUGAAGUUGAAAACCAGAUUCUGACCCGCGAUGCUAAGGGCAUCAGCCAAGAACAGAUGAACGAGUUCCGUGCAUCAUUCAACCACUUUGAUAGGAAGAGGAAUGGCAUGAUGGAUCCUGAUGACUUCCGUGCUUGCCUGAUCUCCAUGGGUUAUGAUCUGGGUGAGGUUGAGUUUGCUCGCAUCAUGACAUUGGUUGACUCCAACAACACAGGAGUUGUGACCUUCCAGGCCUUCAUUGACUUCAUGACCCGGGAGACAGCAGAAACAGACACUGCUGAACAAGUUAUGGCCUCAUUCAAGAUCUUGGCAUCAGAUAAGAGCUACAUCACCAUUGAUGAACUCCGCAGAGAGCUGCCCCCCGAACAAGCCGAGUACUGCAUCAGCCGCAUGACAAAAUACAUCGGUGCAGACACUGUUUCCGGAGCUCUGGAUUAUAUGUCCUUCUCCAGUGCUCUUUAUGGAGAGAGUGAUCUGUAAUGCCAAACACCUUCCCCUUAUGCCCUUGACUGUUCCCCAGCUCUACCCCCCCCCCCCCCUUCCCUCAAUCAUUAAUCUAAAGACAUAUUGGCCUUCCUAAAGUCUAGCACAGUGCCAAAUAAAAUGUAUAUAUACACUUUACUGAACGAAAAUAGCUGAAGAGUGGGCACCAAACGUCGAAGUGUGUCCGUCAUCCUCUAUUACCACUUCGCUCAACGACAAGGUUUAUUAUUUUGGGUAUUUCAUUUGUUCUUAUUCAUCCUCAAUGGAGUUUGUCAUUAUGUGACAUUAUCUAUUUUAUUGAUAUGUGAAAUUCAUAUAGUUAUUCUACAGUCAUAUGUUCCAGAAGCACCAACGCUGGAUGCAAUUUGCUGUACCGUUGUCAUAGUAGUACCGUAAAUAUUUCAAGGAGAGAACACAUAUUACAGUACAGCCAUAUCUAUUCAGUGUGUCACUGGAAUCUGCAGCCAUUGUGCCUAUGUAGGCAAUAUCAAGUACAGUGGUCCCUCAAGUUACAAUAUUAAUUGGUUCCAGGACGACCAUUGUAUGUUGAAACCAUUGUAUGUUGAGACCAGAACUCUAUGGAAACCUGGUAAUUGGUUCUAAAAGCACCAAAAUGUCAUCCAAAAAUAGGAAAAAGUGAGGAUUAAAGAAAAAUAAGUAGAUAACUAAUAUAGAUAAACCAAAUCCUUACAUAUAAAAGUAAGAAAGAUCUGCUGGGAGCUGUAAUCACUGUCUAUGUCAGUGUUUCCCAAGCAGGG
Messenger RNA from Hyla sarda, 3479 nucleotides. RefSeq names its product actinin alpha 3 (gene ACTN3). The transcript is spliced from 21 exons. The coding region runs from base 28 to 2718 and encodes 896 amino acids. Gene Ontology annotation, biological process: muscle cell development; actin cytoskeleton organization. Gene Ontology annotation, cellular component: plasma membrane; cortical actin cytoskeleton; Z disc. Gene Ontology annotation, molecular function: actin filament binding; calcium ion binding. NCBI's taxonomy places the organism in Eukaryota, Metazoa, Chordata, Amphibia, Anura, Hylidae. The record is from RefSeq and is a predicted model, not a curated record.